AUGCGGAUACCAGAGCUAGAGCUCGUCGCCCAGAAACUCAAGCUGGUUCCUGCAUACAAGAUGGGUUUCGUACAUCAGGUAAUGAACUCUGGCAUUAAUGGUAUAGUGUGUUUACAAGUUGAUGAGCAAGACACUUGUGCAACACCUGGAUGUCUUACCCACUCAAUGUUUCGUCUUUUCCAGUCUGAUAUACAGGUCAACUUUAUACUGGAGACAAUGGAAGAACUGAAGAGAUGUAUUAACAAAUAUUAUUCUUCCCACAGGGGACAGUUCGCUGUGGUGUACCACUGUCAACACAGAAUCACGGGGGAAGAGUUUGCAGCCAAGUUCUCCUCCAGAUGGCGUCUUGGUUCAGACUGCACUACGGACAUCCUUCACGAGGUUGCCGUGUGUGCUAUGUUGAGGCCGGCCCAGCGCACCAUUCAGCUGCAAGAUGUCUUCAGCACUGAGAGAGAACUGGUGCUGGUCAUGGAGUAUGCUGCUGGAGGAGACCUUCAGACACUCCUGGACGAAGAUAUGGUACCAUAUGAACGUGAUGUCAUCAGCUUCACGCGACAGCUCCUUGAGGGACUCGUCUUUGUUCACGAUCGCAACAUUGUUCAUCUUGAUAUUAAGCCACAAAACCUGGUGUUGAUGGGGGAGUUCCCAGACUGCGCCGUCAAGCUGUGUGACUUCGAGAUCUCGCGAGUGUUGACGCCAGGACGGGAAGUGAGGGAGAUCCUGGGCACCCCGGACUAUGUUGCUCCUGAGAUCAUCCUGUAUGAAGCCAUCACCACCAAGACCGACAUGUGGUCCCUGGGCGUGCUGACUUACGUUCUCCUAACGGGGUUCCUGCCAUUUGGGGGAGAGACAGACCAAGAGACCUUUCUAGAGAUAUCACUGGGGGAGCUCGACUUCCCAGAAGAGCUCUUUGAGGACAUUUCUGCCGAGGCCAUCGACUUCAUCAAGAAACUCUUAAUUCGCAAACCUCAGUUGAGAAUGAGUGCCCGGGAGUGCCUGGAGCACCCAUGGAUGAAGGCCGACCUCAGCAAAGCAAAGAUUCCUAAACAGCUCAAUCUCUCGGCGCCAGCAUCCACACCCAUCUCCACACUGUCUUCCCCUACUGCGCCGACAGCCCUGACCAUCCCUGAUAUUUAUCAUUCGCACACCAUCUCUACCAGUGUUCACUCUCCAUCACUCAUGUCGGCGUUGACGGAGAUAAUCACAUCGUCCGGCGACGCAAACCUCUACGCCAGGUCUCGUGGCUCUCUCGGCAACACUCCUGGGGCUCUGACUCCUACUAACACAACUCCUGCCAUCCUCACACCAAAUAAUACCACUCCCACUGUUCUCUCUCCUUUGAGCUCCUCUCCACGGGAUAUCGGUUUGCCGCCUGUCCAUCCUCUCACUGGGCCCAAAACCUCAGCAGUCAACUCUACCUAUUCUUCUACUAACUCACUCUACCGAGGAGGGUCGCGACAGUCUCUCGACCGCGCCAGGAGUCUCUCCAAGUCUCGCGAGGUGCUGUCCGAGAGGAUGCAGAUGUCUAAUCAGAAGAAGACACUUUCGAAAUCUCGUGAGCGUCUCCACGAUGGACGACUUGGGCUCUCAGGGUCUCGGGAAGACUUGUGGGCUCUUAAAUCCUUCUCUCAUUCUGAAGAAGCUCUGACGGUAUUUAGUUGGCUGAACCAGGAUGAUUCAGUAUACAAAAGUUGUAAUAAUGUCUUUCUUCCCAUGCUGCCCAUGCUCGAUGAAAACAGAGUAUCAGGACGUUUGUACAAAAGUUUGGCAUCCAUCGACAAAAUAGACGAAGUAGGGACGGAGUCAAAUCAGGGUAACGACAGACAAAGUAUUUUCGACUCAAGAUUCUCAAUUAACGAUAGGGAAUACAAUAAUCUCAUUACUAAAUACAACACAGCUGUUAAUAGUCACCGAAAAACACCACCGCGUGACCAGACACGUGAAGGUCGUCAGAGAAGUACACUUUCAGAGGAACGACCGAAAAGCGACCAGGGUGGACAAAGUGAGAAUGUCUGCAACAAGCGAUGCUCCCGCCACCACCAGUCUGAAUCUCAGCUGAGUCAGAAAGUUACAAAAAUCAGUCGAACGGAAAGAAUGAAGAGAGACGUGCAAAGAAAACGCAAAGGGAAAAAGGACAAAGAGAUAUCAAGUCCAGAGUCGCCUCGAAUGAAACAAAGUGAAUCUGAUGUAUUCAGACAACCUGACAAACCUGUUGAUAAGCAGUCGUUCUCCAACCGAGCCCCAUCACCUACCAAAAGACGGGGAUCCGUCUCUCACACUGAGCAGAGAAUCCAGGAGAGGCAUGAAAGACAACAAGAAAAACUGGAAAGACAAGAGCGCCAAGAAAAGCUUGAAAGACGUGGCUCAGGGAAGGGAAGCGCCAUAAAUUCUCGAAGGCGUGACUCUGGAGAGGAUAAAACUCAACCCAAAGAGAAAUGCAAAAACAACAGAAACAGAAAUAAUGAUGAGGCCAUUAACAGACCAAGGAGUAUAUCUCCAUCCAAGCAGACAAAGGUAAACAAGAGAUCUACCAGCAGUGACGCGUCUCCCGCCUCUUCUCUUGAGAGUGUCAAGGAAUCCACAGAGUGUAAAAGAACAUCUCCUAGACGUAGUCAGUCGUCUGAAGCUAAGAAAUCUCUGAGGUCAUUACCUGGAGCAUCAAAUGAUGAUAUCGAACACAAAGAAAAAAGAUCUGACAUGGAUGAAGCUUAUAUUUCAUUUGAGGAACCCGUGGACGAUGGCAUUUUUAGCAGAAGCGAGAGCAUGGAUAGCACAAAUACUGUGGAAUCUGAUCAGACUAUGAGAGCCACAGAUACAUCAUCUGAUACAAUAGAGUCAACUUUUGCUCCUUGUACUGUUUCUGAGAGUGAAUCUAACCGAGCAGCAGAAAGCCCUAUACAGAUUCAGUUGUCUGAGAAGCACGAAUUAGAAAUAGCGAGAAAGGCGUCGGAAAUCUCAGAAAGUUCAGCCAAUGAUGAACCAAUGAUAUCAGAGAGUAUACAAGAACUGUGUGCCAUUAAUGAAGAAGAGGAAGGUGAGAAGAGCGUGUUUGUCAGAUCAGUAUCCACUAGUAGCGACAUUGGUAGUAUGUUGAGUGAAAAUAGUGAAGCAGACAAAGAGGAUGUCACUACUUCUAAGCCAGACAAAGAGGACAUCACCUCCCCUUCCAAGCCUCACGAAAGCGACUAUUUGGCUGCCUUUAAUUGGAAGCUUCGAGGCAGAUCACUGAGUAUGCAGCCAAGCGAUCCGCGUCCCUUUUCACACCUCCACCUGUGCAGGUCUAAUUCCUUUAAUUUAGGAAUGCCUAUAGGAAAAAUUGUGGCAUCACCGUGGGGAGAUGUGUGUGAGGGAGCCAUCAGUCGGGCCUUAGAUAUGUUCAAGCUAAAGUCAACUGACCUGACGACAGCAAGUAGAAGUUUCCAGGAGAGACGGACCUCCCUCCAUAGUCAGUAAUAUAUUCCAGGGGUCGACAAGUCUUGUACAAAUAAAAUGAAAACUUAAGUCAUAAAUGUUAAAUUGUAGAAGCAGGAACUAGAAGUGACUGCAUGAAGCCCCGACACUUCUUAAGGGAAGAAGCAGGGUGCUUGCUAAUUCUUAAGCACAGCGCGCUUCUUAUAUUUUUUUUCUAUUGACGUUGUGUAUGAUACCAAUUAUAUUAUAGUGGGUACAACCCAAACAGAGGCUAUGCUACAAGUUUUAGGUGGAGCUGUGGAAUAAACAGAAAUGUAACUCUUGAUAUCCAGUGAUCAAAGGUGAAUGAUGUUACACUACAUUUGUGUUCAUAUACAUACUAACACAAGGGUGCACAAAGCUCUCAAAAUGGCUUUAGCGAUAUCUGUACAUUGUGAUUUUCUUUCAGGGCUUCAGUAAAUGUUUAAAAUAGGGCGUUAACUUUUCAAAUCGCCUGUGAAUACCUACUUUGUUAACUGGCACUUGACAAAGAGUGCCUAGAAUAUCUGCUACGGUAUCUGACACUUAACAAAAAGUGCCUAGAAUAUGGUAAACAGCUUUAAGCUAUGUACAUAAAGAACCUGUCUUAUUAUAAGGUUAUCGGGUAUCGGUGAAGGCGCUCCUCCUUAACCUCCCCACUGAGAUGGGUUUUUGAAUCAGCAUCUCAUUCCUUUUCUUACACCCCUUGAGACUUUAACUCUCGUCUAUAACUUACGCUUUUAACUCACCAGAGGAAACCGCUUUCAAUUCCCAUUUUCAGACACUCGCACCUUAGAAGUUAGAUGAUUAGUUGUCUUUUUAAAGUUGCUGGUGCAAGCCUACAAUUUGACCUCGUUGACCAAACCAUCAGUGCUGUCAUGAAAUCUUGAUUCAUUAUUGAUCAGAUUAGUAAUUCCAUGAAUAUUGUAUACUCUUGUGUCAUAUAAUCGUCAAUGGAGUCAUGCAGGCUGUGGUACAUCCCUCAUGACGCAAAAGAGGCUACAGUAGACAGGCCUGGUAAAAUAAUUAACAUCAUGUAAUAUAAUCAUUGCGAGUCCUGCUAGUCAGUGAGGGUACGCGAGGUGAGAUGAGAGGACGAGUUUGGUCUCAGGGUCAACAGUAGACGAGAGCUUUGUCUUAGCUAGCUCUCCUGGGCAGAAAUGAAGGGCUCCUGAUCAAAGGAAAUAGAGCAAUCUUCUCUUUUGUAUAAAACACGUUUUUACCUCACAUUUCACCAGCGUUUUAUAACCCUUACGGGAUUAGCGUUUCCUCCAUAAAUAUAUUAAUCACUAGAUGCAGAUGGGGAACCCUCUAACACGUCUAUUGGAGACUGCUAGGAUGGUUUGGUGGUAUACUUGGAGGGUGUUCCGGGGGUCAGCGCCCCCAGCGCCCGGUCCAUGACUAGAUGGUAGUAUUUACUUAGCAUGUACAAGGUUGCUGGCGAAGGGCUCUUGAUCUCAGGAAUUGGAGUUACCCCUCUCCUUCCAUGGAUCAAACAUAAUUGUCUCACAUUCCCUAAGCGCUCAAUAACCCUUACGGUUAUGGCACUUCCAGAUGAAUAUAAUAAUUUGGGGUACGAGAAAAUAAGGUAAAAAUGCUAAACGAAUUUGUAAUGAAAUAUUUGUCAAAAUUAUUGGAAAUGUGUUCAUGAACAACUUAAACUUCCUGACUAAUACCAGAUGAGCUUUCGUCGCCAUUUUGAAAAAAAAUGGCUGCCACUCACUGUUUUUAGUGUUUUAAUAAUUAAGCUUUUAUUUUGGGAGAUAAAAAUUAAUAUCAGGAAAUAAAUGCUCACAAGUCUGUAUACAGUGAAAGUAAUAUCAAACGAAACUCAACAAGCGAAUGUCAGAUAAAACGGACAAAAAAAUGUGGCUGGACAAAGGCUCAGUAUUAUUAUAGCAGCACCGUAUGACCCUGGUGGUCUAGCACCUAGUUUUGAUUAUAAUAAUGAAAACCAAGCUCUAAACCCACAAGGGUUUUACAGCACUGUAAACAUUCAGUGGGAUAUUUGAUUAAAAGAGCCAUGAAGCGGACCAAAUCCACUAUAUCCAAUGGCUGUCCAGUCCGGUCAUACGCUCAAUAAAUGGACCAACUCUGCCUAAGCCUAAUUGCAAGUUUGUAUGGUCUAGGCUUCGUACAAUACCUGUCCAUUGUUAUUGUGGUGGUAGAGACAAGCUUCACAUGUCCAACUGUAAAUUAUGUUGUCAUAGAUUAUAUCCUCCAGAGAAAAAGAAAGAGGCUUUCGUUAGUCUUUUCUUUUUAUGUCCGGUCGUGUUAUAAAUACAACGUAGUAAAUGUUUAAUUAGAAGUUUGUCCAUAUCCAACAGUCGAUCGAUUAAGCGGACUACGUCUGCUUAAUUGAAACGUUUCAGUGUAACAGCAUUUUUUCGGUAAAUAAAUCGGACACCUCCGUUAUCGGUCCGCUUUAUCGGACUUUUACUGUACAGUCAUAUAUUUAAAUUACUGUUACGACUGAUCCUGCCUGGACAUUGUUCCGGGGGUCAGUGACCCCGCGGUCCAGUCCUUGACCAGGUCUCCCAGUGGAUCAGGGCCAGAUCAACCAGGCUGUUGCUGUCGGCAGCACAUAGUGCAACGUACGAAUCACAGCCAGGCUGAUCGGGUACUGAUACUUAAGAAAUUUGUUUUAUAUCCACAUUAGCUAUGCGCUUCAUAUAUUUUUGCAUCUUCUGACACUUUUUUCCACACCUGUAGGUUUAUUCUAAAGUUUAUGAUUAUUUUUUUGGCGACAUAUACUGAUGUGUACUCGGAUAUCCCACUUUUUUCCAGUUACGUAUCCCUACUUUUUUAUUUUUACAAUGGAAUCUUUGAAAAGUGCUUAAGAGGACAGAAGGAUUACUUUUUUCACAUCAGGUUUGCUGGUGACAGGUAUUCUACAACCUCCGUAUCUGACAUCUACUCUCGCCUCGCCUCUCCUAGCUCCUGCCUAUGUAAUCUCUUUCCCCAGGUACUCUGUAUUAUUAACUUUAUCAGGUAAAACAUUGUCUUAAUAAAAUUUCAUGUAAAUACAAUUUUUUGUCUUAAUUACAUACAAUUUGUUAUUAUAAUCAAAUAAUAAAGCGCUAAACCGACAAGGUCAUGCAGGGCUGCUGGGCAGAAAAUAGUGCUGGGGCUAUAAACUGCUAGGUGGAGAGGAGAUCAGAGGUAAGAGUAGAAAAGGGCUGAAAGGGACGCUAGGGGGCUAUGCAUCAAAGUUUGUAUAGUAAAGCAGUUGCUGACAAAGUGAAAAAAGUGAUCGUAAGUCAAAGGCAAGAAGGGAAGAUAAGGUAAGAGGUACGUCGUUGGCGUCGGAGGUAAAUUCUGCGAGCUCGCUGGUAAACCAGGCAAUCCACAAGAAAGAGAAGAACCAAAAUAGAGGCCCGACAAACCUCACAGAGAGGAAUAGGGUGUCGUUCCAUGAGAUACCCAUGGGUAAGGCGAGUAUGGCCAAUGCGGAGACAGCACAGUCUCCCGGGAACAGCAACGGUGGUAAGAUGGCCACAAACCUAAAAGCGGCUUAAUAGAGUGAAAUUUGUUAUGGUGAAUGCCCGACCACCAUUGUUGCCAAUAGCUACAAAGACGGGCAGAGAUGACUAAAAUAAUCCCUGAACGGAAGACCUCUAUAGGAAACUGGAAGGUCACGUACUGCUGAUUGCACAGCAGCAUCCAUCUGUUCAUUGCCCUGCACAUCAACAUAAGCAGGAACCCAACAGAAAACGACAUCUUUGUUUUUGCUAGCUACAUGCGAAACUAAAGCUGACUAAGAAAGACCAAUGGAUGAGGGGAAUCAAAUUGUUUAAUGGCCUGUAAAGCACUGAGGGAAUCUGAAGUGAUCACAAAUGCCGAAGGAGACAUAUGCAAUACGGAGAAGUGCUGUGAGGAUGGCAUUCAACUCUGCUGUAAAAAUACUAGCCGAGUCUAACAAAUGACCCUGGACAACAUUGUCAGGAAACACCGCCGCGAAUCCAACACCGUCAGAAGAUUUAGAGCCAUCUGUAUAAACAGCGACGGCAUGAGCAUGCGACUGGAAGUGACACGAACCGUUAAAACCUCCCAAGGGGAAAGGUAAAAGGCAGAUGCUAUAUGAACAUACAAGGAAGGCAACUGGAGAGAAGACUGGAGUGAAGACGAAGAGAAAAUGGUCGGAGUAAGCAGGGGCAUCAAACAAAUAAUGGGUUUCUACUAAUGUCUGAGACCAACCUAUACGUAGAAGGAACACGAAGGUCGUGAGCGCAGACAAAGUAACGAUGACAAUGAACAUCACGACGAUUGGAUAUGGAAGAAACAUUCACCUCAGCAUAGAGGCUUUCAACAGGGAAGGAAAGAAAGGCGCCAAGGCAUAAAUGAUGCUGAAGGGACCUAACUUAGAGUUGUGAGAGGCCGCAGAAUAGACUUGGUCGCUAUAAUCAAGCUUGAACAAGACUAGGAUGCAAUGCAAAUGGAGGAGGGUCCAGCACAAGAAUUCAGCCGACCAUGGCAAGCUGCCUUCAAAGAGGAAAUGUGAGGUUUCCAUGUCAACCGGCGAUCAAAUAGAAGGCCAAGAAACUAGAUUAGUAGUAUAUUACAUUCUGGUUUACACGAGCCGUGUAGAUACAAUGAAAUAUCUGAGACAAGAGGACGGAGGCGUCUAGUGAAGGUAAUGAAAUGGGUUUUCGUACUAGAAAAUUUAAAACCUUGAGAAAUUGCCCAAUGGGAAAGACGGUCAAUCACAUCCUGAAGGGAUGUUAAUACCAAGCGACAGUCAGCCCCUGCGUAAGCUAUAGUGAAAUCAUCCACAAAGUGAAGACCAAAUCUGCGAUCGAAGAAUGGAAGGUAGAUCAUUUAUAGCCAAGAGAAAAAGGGUUGUAGGGCCCUCCUGAGCCUGAACAAAGUCUGAGGAAAGCGAGGCGCCAACACGAACACGAAAAUAUCUUUCAGAUAAGAAAGCAGCUAGGAAGGUCAGUAGAUUACCGCGGAGGCCUAAGGAGUGGGCUUGGACUAAGAUGCUAUACCUCCAAGUGGUGUCAUAUACCUUCUCAAGGUCAAAAAAGACUGCUAGGAUGGAGUGCUUAUUAACAAAGGCAUUUUGCACAUACGUAUCUAAAUGGAGCAAGGGGUCCAAAGUAGAACGGCCCUUGCAAAACCCACAUUGGCGAGGAGAAAGACUAUUGCGAGUCUCUAAAUACCAUAUCAGACGUCUUUUCACCAAUUGUUCCAUCAUCUUGCAAUGGGACGAUAGUGAGAGGUAUCAGCCCCAAAGUGCCUGGUUUGCAAAACUGAAAUACAGUGGCAGAUUUCCAUUGUUGAGGGAGAACCCCUCACAUCCAAAUAAAAUUGAAAGGGCGCAAAAGGACUCCAAGGGCUGUAGAAUGCAGGUGCUGUAGCAUAUGGAUAUGAAUAUUAUCAGGCCCAACUUCUCUAGCUCUAAGAGAGUAAAACGUGUGUUAUAUGGCUCCAUCCCAUUAGAUGAGAAAUCCAAAGGCAAUUGCUCCCUGGCAGACUUAGAAGCGAGAAAUGAGGGACAGAGGUGAAGGCCUUGGGAGACAUGGACAAGAUAGUUUCCGAUUUCCAUGGCAACCUCAAGAGGUUUGCAACACUAACACCAGCAACCCGCAAAACGGGAGCCGGGUCCAGAGCGUACUUGCCACACAACUUCCGUACCUUCUUCCAAACUGCGCACACAGGGAAAGUAGAGUUAACAGUAGAAACAUAGUCUUGCUAACAAGUGCACUUAGCAUCAUGUAUAAUGUGGCGAGCGACUGCCCUUGCUCGCUCAUAAUCCAUAAUCGAUAACGCACUGCAUGGGAACAUGCAGGAGACCAUCAAGGCACGCAUGUCUGAGAAUGCCUGCCUGAGAUUUGAAGAAUAGAAUGUGAUGCUGCAGUCAAAAUUAAGGUCGAAAACUGGUGCACCAGCUCAUCAAUAGGGGACAAAGAAGGGUCCUCACAUAAAGCGUAAGAUGAGAGUGUAAGUCCUAAUUCACUUGUCCAAAUUGCCAAUGGGGGCUACGAGGCGGUCGGGAAUACAUAGUAGAAGAAAGAAUAAUAGGAAAGUAAUCACUGUCAUGCAAAUUCGGGAGAACAGACGAAGUGUAAUCAAGGGCAAUUGACAGGAACAGAUAGGAAGAUCAAUGCAAAAGAGAGAGAGAGAAUGUGAGAGUCAAAAUAGGUGGGAGCACCAGUAUUUAAAACAUGAAGAGGAUGAGAAGUGAGAAGAGUCUUCAACUGAUCACCACGAGUCACAGUGGGACACCCCCCCCCCAGAGAUGAUGAUGAGUGUUAAAAUCACUUAACAAGAUGGGCAGCGGCAGAGAAAACACCAAGAACACAACAUCUGAGAUACAAAAUGCACGGGAAGGGGAGAUAUAUAGAGAGCAAACUGCAUGCCACCUGUGCAAAUAAAUACGGGCUGCAGUAUAAUGUAGCUAAGAAUGGACAAAGACCUGUUGAAAUGGUAUACCAGGAUGCACAAGAAGUGCACUCAUUAAAAGUUUCAUCAGGACAAGGAUCAGAAGAAUGCAACAGCACACAUCCUGAAACGGGAUGGAUAACUGCUGAACAAACCUUAGGCUCUUGUAACCCGACACCUGCUGGGAAAAACUGAGAGAGCAACACCUGGAGCUCUCCUCGAUUGCCCCUAAGGCCACGAAUAUUCCAUUGUAAAUAAGUCAUUAUUCACAAAGACAGGUAUGCUAACAGUGAGAAGCAAUAAAAUCUACAGGCUAGCAGGGUCAGUGAAGUCAAUUUGUGGAGGCAAAGGAAACCAUGUAAGCAAGGAGGAAUCAGAAUGCUGUGAAGGAAAAGUGUGCUGUGAGGGUUGUGAAAAAUAAGAAGAGGCACAAGGAGGUGCACAGGUGACUAUUGAGAGUUUCGUCUCUGCAAUAUAGUUGGGGAUAGCAUCAAGUGUUUCAGCGGACAAGGAAGAUGCUGAUACUGUGACUUCAGAGAAAAGUGAGGUAGAACAAGUAGAGAUCGGGGAGACUAUGGAUGGAACCAAAGAGGUUUGAGAGGGGAGGAGAGUAUGAACCUGGAGAGAUGUGCUGGCGGGGACAGAAGAGUCCUGUGGUGGAACAGGAGAGGAAGGGGGCUGGAGGGGAACUGAGGAAGAAGUUUGGGGGGAACACAAGAGGGGACCACACAAGGGGGUGAACUUUCACCUUCGUGUGAGAGUUAGAAAGGGGGCGAGAACUAGGCAUCGAGGCCAAAAAGGAGAACUGUUGGAGAAUUGUAAGCACCAAAGGAAUACAAAGAGACCUGGGCUUAGGAGAUAGGUUCAACUUCGCAGGUGACAGGUGCAAAGAAAGUGUAGGCAUAGGUUCAACUUUGCAGGUGACAGGUGCGAAGUAGGUGCAAGCAUGCGAGACCUCGCAGACUGAGAAACUAGUGGGCAAGAAGAGGUAGAGGUAGGAAGAGGUGGGGGUUUUAGAGGGUAAAACUGCAAAAGAAUUAGGAGACAGGGGUUACCUCAGAAGACAUGGCCCCAGAGGAGCUGGUAGGCAGGGGGACCAUCAAGGUUGGAGGUCUAGCUACUCGAGAAUAAGGAACACGAGAAAGACUCCCCUGAAGGCGGAGCGGAGAGACAGCCUUAGCAUAGGUAAGGCCUUCACUUUCCUUAAGACAACUGAUUUCUCGUUCAUUAAGAUAGACCUGACAUUGGCGGGAAAAAGAAGGAUGAGGUUCAUUGCAAUUGACACAAGUGGGGGGAAGACUGCAAGAUGUAUCAGCAUGAUCUGCAGCACCGCAGACCGGGCACUCUGCUGUUGAUCUGCAGUAUUUAGUGGGGUGUCUGAAGCACCACCAGCAAUUUCGACACUGUUGAAGAGUAGGGACCACUUUAUGGACCUCUAGGCGAUAGUCCGCGAUAUAAACAUAUAAUCGGAGGACGGGAGUUCAUGGCAGUCAAAGGUUAAGUGGGUGAUGUUACUGGGAAAGCGCCUCCACCCACGAGCAGGUAGGACACAUAUAUCCUCUUUGAAAAUUUGAAGGUCCUGAAGGUAUAAUUGCUCCAAAAUAUCGUCACCGCAAGACAGAAAAACCACACUGUACAAUGGUAUGCAGUAAAACUACCAUAGGAACGUUAUCAAUGGAAGUAAGAUAGCAAAGAUCAUGAGCUUGUUCUGCAUUCUGAACUGUAAUGAUGUGCGCACUGCUUUGAAGAGCGUGAAAGGAUAUAUUUUGGCCACCAUGUCAUAAAAGAGCUUUAUCAAUGCUAUAGUUAGAAAUAAUCAGUUGGAGAUGUCGGAUGUAGGGAAAAAAAAUUAGUCUACUGCAUACUUGUAAAUAUGGUGCAUAAAGCAAGUGGGUAUCACAUAGGUCGUUUCUGGGUGGAAUGAGCAGACAUCGAAGAACGGUCGUCAGCAAAUGGUCUGGAACGUUUAGGUAUAGUUUUAUGGGUGGCCCGACCUGAGGUAGGUGGGCGAUCCAAACAUCAUUCAUUGCAUUGUAUUCAGAGAGGCCGGAUGUGCAAGAGGCAGAGGCACUAAAAGAAAUGAGCAAAGCCUCAGCACCUGGAGCAGGUGACAAAGCAUCACCAGCAGUAGGUACAGGGGUAUGGGAAAAGUCUGGAGAAUGGUCCAAUAACAAAACCGGGUUAGAACAGGAUGUGGUAACAAAAAGGGGCCUGGGAGGAGGGGUGUUAUCAUGGAAUGAAGACUCCAUGAUGGUGGUACUUCUGUCAUAUUAUUUUAAAGAAAAAAAACAAAGAAAAAAACAAAGAGGGAUUGUCACUAGAAGGGAUAGAAGGGCCAUAAGUUCCCCUUCUCAUCCGAGAGGACCUCGAGACCGCUAGCAGUGCAGAUGCAGCAUGGAAUACAUACCAUACCCUACAUUUCACGCCAGUAAACCAGCACUCCAAGAUAGCAACCUCACAUCUAUUGAGCCACCUCAGUGGACUAAAGAGAGGGCGGUCAGAAACCCGCCACAAAGCAUAACUCCUUUGGUUGCCACCUCCCAGAGCAGACAAGCAGCCUCUGGAGAUACACCCGUCUCCUGCAGGACACCCCGCCCCACCUCUCGGAAAUCCGGGAAGGGAGCAGGGUGCCUCUAGAUAAUCCAGAUUCCACGGCAAACUACACCACACCGGAGGAACCUCACGGAGCAGAAUGAACCCCGGCACACUUCCCCCUGCCUAGAAACCCUAAUACUAGAGCGGAGGACCCCAGAUGCUACAAAUGGGAUGGGGUUGGGAGGGGAAGGAAAGGGAAAAAGGGGAGAUGGGAUAGGCAGGGGAGAAUUGGGAGGUAAUUAGGUUUCGUCUGAGGAAGGAGAUCAAAGGGUCUAAUUCCUCAGACCAAGAGCCUCUUCACCACAUCAAGGAGCCCCCUAGAAAAGACAUACAAUCUACUGGUGUACAUAUUUCAAUUGCUGCCUAUUCCCUUCAAGGGAGGUUCCUUGAUGCUGGUGAGGGGCUCUUGAUACAAGAAUCGCUAUUGGUUCUGACUUUGGAUCGAACCUAUAUGCCUUCCAUUCUCCAUUCACUGUAUGAUCCUUCAGGUUUCAGUUCUUCCUCCCGAAAUCUAAUAAUAAAAAUUUCUCAUGUUUCACUUUGCCUAUAAUUAUAUUUAACUUUUUCUAGAACUGUGCAUCAGUGUUAAGAUAAUCAGUCUCACAUAAUCUAAGGAAAAAACAGCCCACAUUUCUGUAUUUUGCCAGUGGAAUAUUAAACUGUUGAAAAUAUUGGGCAGACCUGGUCAUGGGCCGGGCUGCGGGGGCGUUGACCCCCGAAACACCCUCCAGGAAAGUUGACUUAGCUGUUUUAGAAGGAAACUGUUUAGUUUCUUGGACAGUACUCGACGUAUCAAAAACUUUACUGUGCACCGAGCUUUGGCCUUUUGCAUUUUGUAAUCAAGUUUCAAAUCCCUAAAGGCAGCGGUUGACGAAUAAAACACUAAAAACCGUGAACGGUCAUAAUUUUUUUUUCCCCAAAUGUCGGUAAAAAAAAACCUCACCCCGCAACAGUCAGAAUGUUUACAGUGACGUUCAUUAAGUCAUUCUCAGUGAUUUUAUUGAAUAUAAUUUCGUUAUGAAUUAGUUCAGUUUUUGGACUUAAAAAAAAUGACUGAUUUCUCUGUGAAAGCUGCCCACCAUCACGCCUCAGGCAGGGCCCACCACCACGCUUCAGGCAGGGCCCACCAUCACGCCUCAGGCAGGGCCCACCACCACGCUUCAGGCAGGGCCCACCAUCACGCCUCAGGCAGGGCCCACCAUCACGCCUCAGGCAGGGCCCACCAUCACGCCUCAGGCAGGGCCCACCACCAUGCCUCAGGCAGGGCCCACCAUCAUGCCUCAGGCAGGGCCCACCAUCACGCCUCAGGCAGGGCCCACCACCACGCCUCAGGCAGGGCCCACCACCACGCUUCAGGCAGGGCCCACCAUCACGCCUCAGGCAGGGCCCACCACCACGCCUCAGGCAGGGCCCA
Molecule: messenger RNA, 13822 nt
Organism: Cherax quadricarinatus
Lineage: Eukaryota; Metazoa; Arthropoda; Malacostraca; Decapoda; Parastacidae
Source: RefSeq, a predicted model, not a curated record